Messenger RNA from Gadus macrocephalus (Pacific cod), 3284 nucleotides. It is a transcript of the gene ehd4, whose product is annotated as EH-domain containing 4. Gene Ontology annotation, molecular function: calcium ion binding; protein binding; GTP binding. Gene Ontology annotation, cellular component: plasma membrane; cytoplasm. The annotation marks the transcript as partial. Lineage: Eukaryota; Metazoa; Chordata; Actinopteri; Gadiformes; Gadidae. The transcript has 7 exons. The record is from RefSeq and is a predicted model, not a curated record. Gene Ontology annotation, biological process: endosomal transport; endocytosis.
CUCCGGUCCUGGUCUUGUUGUGUUGCCCCUGGUCCCGGUCUGACUCCGGUCCUGGCCUUGUUGUGUUGCAGGUAUCUCCUGGAGCAGGACUUCCCUGGGAUGCGGAUCGGACCGGAGCCGACCACGGACGGCUUCAUCGCGGUGAUGCACGGGGAGACGGAGGGCGUCAUCCCCGGGAACGCGCUGGUGGUGGAUCCCAACAAGCCCUUCAGGAAGCUCAACGCCUUCGGGAACGCCUUCCUCAACCGGUUAAUCUGCUCCCAGAUGCCCAACCAGGUCCUCCAGAGCAUCAGCAUCAUCGACACGCCCGGCAUCCUGUCAGGGGAGAAGCAACGCCUCAGCAGAGGCUACGACUUCUCUGAGGUGCUGCGCUGGUUUGGGGAGCGUGUGGACCGGAUCAUCCUGCUGUUCGACGCCCACAAGCUGGACAUCUCGGACGAGUUCUCCGAGGCCAUCAAGGCCUUCAGGGGGCAGGACGACAAGAUCAGGGUGGUCCUGAACAAGGCCGACCAGGUGGACACCCAGCAGCUGAUGCGUGUGUACGGCGCCCUCAUGUGGUCCCUGGGGAAGGUGAUCAACACCCCCGAGGUGGCCCGCGUCUACCUGGGCUCCUUCUGGGCCAAGCCCCUCCAGAACUCAGAGAACAGGCGUCUGUUCGAGGCGGAGACCCAGGACCUGUUCCGGGACAUCCAGGGUCUGCCGCGGAACGCUGCCCUGCGCAAACUCAAUGACCUCAUCAAGAGGGCGCGGCUCGCCAAGGUACACGCCUACAUCAUCAGCCACCUGAAGAAGGAGAUGCCCUCUCUGUUUGGGCGGGAGAAGAAGAAGGAGGAGCUUAUCAUGCGCCUGCCAGAGAUCUACACCAUCCUGCAGCGAGAGCACCACAUCAGCCCUGGAGACUUCCCCAACGUCACCAAGAUGCAGGACCAGCUGCAGCACUACGACUUCAGCAAGUUCCCGUCCCUGAAGAUGAAGCUGAUCGAGAACGUGGACAAGAUGCUCGCCCACAAGAUCGCCGGGCUGAUGGCCAUGAUCCGGGAGGAGGAGUCUCUGGCCCCGCCCCCCAUGGUGAUGGGCGGCUGCUUCGAGGGCUCCCAGGACGGGCCCUUCGGCCACGGCUACGGCGAGGGCGUGAGCGCCGGGGAGGACGGCGAGGAGUGGAUCGUGAACCGGGACAAGCACCGCUACGACGAGAUCUUCUACACGCUCAAUCCCAUCAACGGCAAGAUCUCGGGGGUGAACGCCAAGAAGGAGAUGAUGAGCUCGCGGCUGCCCAACACCGUGCUGGGCAAGAUCUGGAAGCUGGCGGACUGCGAUCACGACGGCAUGCUGGACGACCAGGAGUUCGCGCUGGCGCAGCACCUCAUCAAGGUGAAGCUGGAGGGCUACGAGAUCCCCUCGGAGCUGCCGGCCCACCUCAUCCCCCCCGGACACCGCAAGAACCCCACCGCCGACACCCUCUACCCCCGCGUCGAGGACUAGCGUCGAGGACGCUGCGCUACACUAGCAUGCUACGCUAGGAUAGCACGCUACACUAGCACGCUACACUAGCACACUAAUCUGGCACGCUACACUAGCAUGCUAAUCUAGCACGCUACACUAGCGUGCUAAGCUAGAAAGCUAGGAUAGCAAGCUAGGCUAGCACGCUGUGAUCGCAUGCUAGUAUAGCAAGCUAGGCUAGCACGCUGUGAUCGCAUGCUAGUAUAGCAAGCUAGGCUAGCACGCUGUGAUAGCAUGCUAGCUAUGCCUCCUGGCCCCGAAACUAAAUGACUCUGAACAAUGAAAAUAAAGUCAAAUGUAAACAUUUAUCACAGCUGAACCCAACUCUCCCUUCCCCCAUGGUAGCCCCAUGGUAGCCCCAUGGUAGCCCCAUGGUAGCCCCAUGGUAGCCCCAUGUUAGCCACAUGUUAUCCACUCCACUAGAUCAAAGCUAAUGUGAAAAAGACUUAUGAUGAUUCCUUUGUGAUUUCAGAAGAUAAAUUAUAAAAUUAUAAAUCUUCCAACGCAUACGUACAGAAUCAUUCCACCCCCCUUACCAAAGGAGUAGAACACCACAGUAUGCAACUUCACAGUAAGAUAAUACAACCAAGGUGUUAUUUAAUCGCUUCCAUCCUGACCAUUGGAGGUGUCUGCAGGUUUUGUGGGUGAACGAAUUUGUGACUGGAUAAAUGCAUUUAAUGCGUUGAAUGUUAUUCCAUAUAAUUAAUUGUAAUCUAUUUUUCAAAAUAUGAAUGUAUUUUAGGUAAGGUAGAAGAAAACUGUUAAAAAAAUUAGUAAAUACAAAAAUACGUUGUACCAGCUUCUCAAUAUGUAAAUGUGUAAAAGGUUGUCCUCAUAGCGUCACUAUUCAACCCACUGGAACAGUACUAGGCUUCGUGAUCCCCGCAGCCAGAAGGGAAGAUGGAGGCAGCUCAGAGGUCACGGGGACAGACGGUGAUGACGGCUGAAGCGUUUCUCCUCUGGGACCAGAGGGCCGCUGCCGGUCGUCGCCUGGCUUCCUCUCAUUGUAGCGCUGACCUACGACCUGGACCUGGGUCGGACUUUCCACUCGACCUAGAUCCCCUGUCUCUCUCAAGACUUUGACAUUUGAACAGCUCCUCCUCCUCCUCUUUCACCUUCUCCUCUUCCUCUUUCUCCUCCCCCUUCUCUUUCACCUCCUCCAACUCCUCCUCACCACCUUUCGGACACAACUGUCAACAGUUGCCUCAAUUCCCUCCUCCCUUUUCCUUCCCAGUCCUGGAAACCAUCCCGAAGCUUUGGCUGUGUCACGUGACCUGCAGGCUGUCACGUGACCUGCAGGCUGUCACGUGACCAGUGGCCGGUGCGUUCCUAUGACAGAGCUCACGGGCUCUGGAGGAUUGAGCAGCCAUUUUUUGAGUGAACAAGCAGUGCCUUCAGUCUGAUGAAGAUACCAGUCAUCAUCGUCAUCCUCAUCAUCACUAUGCCUUCUGUACGACGAUACUUGGGUUUCAGGGAGAAAUAUAUUUUCAUGAGGUUUCAUGAGGUAUGUUAUUAUUUUUAUGUAAUUAUUGGAAAGGGAAGUGUUGUUGCCAUCUUGUUCUAGAAGCUUCUCACGAAGAUCUCCAAUCGAUCACCAAUCGAUCUAUCGAUCACCAAUUCAGUCCAAUUCAUCAACAAUCACAGCUUCCCUUGGCUGAAUGCGUUGUGAUUUGGGUUUAAUGAGUGUGAAUGUUACAGCUGCGUUCUCGUUGUAGAGAGGACUCCUGUACUGCUCGCGUGUCUGUCUUUAACGGGAAAACAAUAAACCCUGUUACUCAUUUUAA